This is a messenger RNA of Fusarium poae, 786 nucleotides long. RefSeq lists its product as uncharacterized. Gene Ontology annotation, cellular component: nucleolus. Bases 1 to 786 code for a protein of 261 amino acids. NCBI's taxonomy places the organism in Eukaryota, Fungi, Ascomycota, Sordariomycetes, Hypocreales, Nectriaceae. Gene Ontology annotation, biological process: maturation of SSU-rRNA from tricistronic rRNA transcript (SSU-rRNA, 5.8S rRNA, LSU-rRNA). The record is from RefSeq and is a predicted model, not a curated record. The transcript has 3 exons.
AUGGCUAUCCUAGGCAAGCGCAAGGCUGAUCCUGAGCCUACAAUCUCCGAAGAAGAUGCCGCUGCCAUCUUCCGCCGACAUUUCGAAGCACAGUUCGCACCAUUGCCCGAUGCGAAGGAACCCAAAUCCAGGUCAAAGAAGACAAAACAUGACGAAGAGAGCGACGAAAACGACGAUGGUGAAGGAGGCGACAGCGGCAGCGAAGGCGGUAGCGACAAUGAGGACGACGGUGAAUGGGGUGGCCUCUCUGGCGAAGACUCCAGUGAAGAGGAAGAGGAAGAGCAGCCUCCAGUGAUACAGGUCGUUGACCAUUCCGGAAAACAACCGAUAAUACCAGCCACAAUGUCCAAACGAGAAUUAAAGGCUUUCAUGUCAUCACGCCCUCCAGACCAAGCAUUCACCAAAUCAGAACCCACACCUACAGCCACACCAUCCUCACCGAACGACCUCCCCGAAGACGCACCCUCUCUCCUCGCUCAGGAUCUUGAACUUCGUCGACUUAUCGCAGAAUCACACCUACUCGCUCCCACUAUUUCGGCUUCUGGCGUAACCGUUGCGCCAAAGGCGUUCGCUGCCGGUCGUACUCGUCAGAAGGCCACAGACAUGCGCGUUCAGGCCCUAGGAUCCAAAGUAUCGAUUCACAAACAGGAGAAGAUGCCCAUGAACAUGCGCAAAGGAAUCGUGGCUGCAGCAGAUGCGCGCGAAGCCAAACGUCGAAGAGAGGCCAAGGAGAACGGCAUUAUCCUCGAGAGGGAAACUGACUCAGAGGAGCUGAGUUACGUCUGA